UGGUGCCCUUAUAAAAAAUGGCAGCCAACUUCUCUUGCCUUAAUUUGGCCGACCCAAACGUUAGUGCUUUGCCCUUAGUUAAGAUGGCAUCUACCAACGCUUUUCUGCCCGGCCUCUGGCCUUAGCAGGUCGGCUUCAUUGCGCGAGCCUCAAUGACCCCGCCUGAUUUCCGUAGGAAGAAGCGCCGGGAAAGAUGGCGGCAGCUGCGGUUUGAAUUCCAGCGGCGCCGCCACAAUCUGCACAAGAGCUGGGUUGCAGGGGGCGGGGACCUGGAAGGCCGGGCGGGUCGCAACAGCCGGGGGAAAACCAGUGGCGCUGCCGUCACAGACACUAAUACCACCAUUGCCUUUGUGUCCAUGAUGGACUCCGUGUUGGAAGAAGACGUCACUCUGCCCGGGACGUUCAGUGGCUGCAGUGGCCUUGUUCCUCCUUUUCUGGAUGACCAGGAUGGCAUCAGCACCAGUGCUGGUUUGGGAAAUGGAAUGCUCCCCACUGCACCAGAAGAAAAGGUGUCUCCUACUCGAGCACGGAACAUGAAAGACUUUGAAAAUCAAAUCACUGAGUUGAAGAAAGAAAACUUUAACCUAAAGCUCCGCAUCUAUUUCCUUGAAGAAAGAAUGCAGCAGGAAUUUGAUGGCCCCACUGAACACAUUUAUAAAACUAAUAUUGAGCUCAAGGUGGAAGUAGAAAGUCUGAAGCGGGAGCUCCACGAGAAAGAGCAGCUGCUCAUCAAAGCCUCCAAAGCGGUUGAGAGCUUGGCUGAAGCGGGUGGCUCUGAAAUCCAGCGGGUGAAAGAUGACGCUCGGAAGAAGGUGCAGCAGGUGGAAGAUCGCCUGACCAAAAGGAUACUCCUCCUGGAAGGGGAUGUGAAAGCCGCUCAAGCAGAACUGGAAAAGGCCUUUGCAGGGACGGAAACAGAGAAGGCUCUUCGGCUGAGCUUGGAAAGCAAGCUUUCAGAGAUGAAGAAGAUGCUUGCAGGCGACUUGGACACGGCUCUGGCCCUGGAAGAGAAGGACAGGCUGAUUGAGGAGUUGAAGCUGUCUUUGAAGAGCAAAGAAGCUUUAAUUCAGUGCCUUAAAGAGCAGGAAUCUCAGAUGGCAUCUCCUGAUGAGAAUGUGUCAUCUGGAGAGCUUCGAGGACUUUCUGCUGCUUGGAGGGAAGAAAAGGAGAGAGAUGCUGAGGCUGCACAAAUGGAGCAUCAGAAGGAGAGAAGAGAGUUUGAAGAGAAGAUCCAGGCACUUCAGGAGGACCUGAGAGAGAAGGAAAGAGAAAUUGCUACAGAGAAGAAAAAUAGUUUAAAGAGGGAUAAAGCCAUCCAGGGCCUAACCAUGGCAUUAAAAUCAAAGGAAAAAGAGGUUGAAGAACUUAACUGUGAGAUUAAAGAGCUCAGCACUGCCCUGGCUAAAGCUAGAGAGGCUCCGCAGAAAACACAGACCCUAAAAUUCCACGGGUCUGAAGACCAUGACGCUGCUCUGGCAGAGAAGGAAGCCCUUUUGGCUGAGCUGCGCUCAGAAAACCUCACCAAGAUUUCCGAGAACCACAGAUUGCAGAGGAACAUUAAGAAGGUCACCCAGGACCUGAGCGAUCUGCAUCAGGAGAAAGAGAGCCUGGAGAGGGACCUGGAGGAAGCCCAGCGAGAGGGGAGCAAAGGAGCCCGCACCAUUCACGACCUAAGAAAUGAAGUUGAAAAAUUACGCAAUGAAGUAAAUGAACGAGAGAAAGCAAUGGAGAAUCUUUUGAGUGAAAGCAAUAAAAAAUUGCAUAAUCAAGAACAAGUGAUCAAACAUCUAACAGAAAGUGCCAAUCAGAAGGACUUGUUGCUUCAGAAAUUCAAUGAAAAAGAUUUGGAAGCAAUACAGCGGAACCGUUAUUUAAUGGCUGCGGAGGAUCCCAAGUUCAGGAGUGAAGGCUUAAUAACAGAAAAGCGCUCUUCUCAACAGUCACCAGGCAGCAAACUCAUCUUCUUGGGGGAAAAACAACAGUCAGACUAUGAAGAGCUAAUGCAGGUCUUAAAGAAGGAGCGGGACAUCUAUUCCCACCUGGUGAAGUCUCUGCAGAACUCAGACAGUGCCAACAACCUGCAGGCUGAGUUAAAUGCCAUUUUUGCCCUACGGAAGCAACUAGAGCGGGAUGUGCUCUCCUAUCGGAAUUUGCAAAAGACCCUGGAGGAGCAGAUCAGUGAAAUCCGGAGGCGAGAAGAAGAACCGUUUUCAUUUUAUAGCGAUCAAACAUCUUAUCUAAGUAUUUGCCUUGAAGAGCACAAUCUGUUUCAAGGGGAGCAUUUUUCUCAAGAAGAACUUAAGAAAAAGGUCAGUGAGCUCAUACAGCUUGUGAAGGAACUGUACACAGACAACCAGCACUUGAAGAAAACCAUUUUUGAUCUUUCCUGCAUGAGUUUCCAGGGAAAUGGGGGAGCUGACCCAAUAGAACAAAGAGAGCUUCUGCCUAGCAAGGGGAACGAAGACACUGUCAAAGUUGAAGAGGAUGACGGGACUAAUUUCCAAGGCGACCAGCAUUUGGAGCCGAAUAAUGAGAUUCUGGAGGACUGUGCCAAAGGAGGUUCUAAAAAUGGCUAUUUAAAGCACACGGAUUCCAAUAGUUUAGACUGUGAUGGGGCUAAUAAAGAUGGCUGCCUUGGAGACCAGAACCUAGAAGGUGUCAAGCUCUUGGGCCUUCUUGCCCCUUUCUUCAAUGAGAGAGCCCUGCUGUCACUGGAAUCCAGAAACAGGCCAGACCUUCUGAUAGCACUACAUGAACUGCUUCUGGAACAACUAUGCUUAGCAGAGCAGGUGGGUCCUGGAGAACACCUUGAUGGUGAAACUGAGAAGACACUUAAGCAAAUGGCCAUUCAGCUGAGAGAUGAACUUGGACAUUUGGUCCAAGCCAACUCAUUCACCAAGCCACACGGUGAACUGAAGUCAGCAGGGGCCCAGCUAGGAAAGAUGGGUGAAGUGGCCAAGGUGGAGCUGAAAGAUGCCUCCGUGCAGACUGUGCCCGGGGAAAGCCACCUGCUCAAGUUUGAAUGCGAUGGAAAGAGAGAAGCUUGGGAAGAGAAGCCAACAGAUGCCAUGUUCGGUGCUGAGCCCGAGAACGAAUGCAGGAUGCCAGGACAGCAGGCCACUCCCUUUCCUUGCCCCAGUGUGGCCAACAAAGGUGUUAAGAGGUCCCGCUUGCCGAUCCUAGAAAAACCAUCCCGGCCAUUAGGAAAUACGUAUCAUCUUCCUGCCACCCAGGAGGUGGUAGUUCAUCUACAAGAACAGAUCCUGGAGUUGCAGGGGGAGCUGAGGGAGUUUAAAACUCGAAAUAAGCAACUUCACCAGAAGUUAAUUCUGGCCGAGGCAUUGACGAAUGAGAGGCCAGCACCCGACCAAAUGCUGCUGAAUGUGCCUACAGCUCAGCCUCUUGUGGGAGCAGCUUACCAGGACAGCUCAGGAGAGCAGAGAAGAACUGAAGCCACACCCUUUUCCCAGAGAGACAAGGAGGGCAACAGUGACCACCAGCAAUCAAGCUACAUGACCCGUCAGAACUCAGUCUCUAUGAGUAUUGAACAGCUACCUGAUUCUAAGGUUUACCCAGCUGAUAACCUUUCCACAUUACCGGCAUGCAUAGAGAAUCCUGAAGAUUUACGGGACUCAAUCUCAGUAUCUACUCACUUGAGUUCUAAGAGUCAGCUUUCUGUUAAAGACAAUGCGAUUUGGACUGAUGAAUCUGAGAAUAUUGACACCUCAAGUAAUGCACAGUACUUAAAACAGAAAAUCCAUGACUUGGAAACUGAGCUAGAGGUCUACCAGAAAUUUAUAUUUCAGCUUCACAAGCAUUCCCAGUGCAGUGAGGCCAUUAUUACAGUUAUGUGUGGGACAGAAGGGGCCCAAGAUGGUUCGAACAACCUCAAAGGCAACACAGAAGAAGAAGAAAAGACCUUUUCAAGUUUGCACCAAGUACGAUACGUAAAGCAUAUGAAAAUCCUCUGUCCGUUGUCCUCAGAAAUGACUGAUGGAAGGGUGCUGGAAAGCCUCAAAGAGCAGCUGGUGGAACAGGAGUACGAGCUAAACAAGGAGCAGAAUUUGAACAUGGAACUCUUCAGUGAUAUCCAUAACCUGCCAAAUAAGUUCAGAGAUCUCUCAUUCUCAAGUUAUGAUUCAUUAGUGCAGUCCCAAGCCAGGGAGCUCUCCCUGCAGCGGCAGCAGAUUAAGGUCGGCCACGGCAUCUGUGUCGUUUACCGUCAACACAUGGACACCAUGAUUGCGGCGUUUGCAGAGCUGCUGCAGGCCAGUGAUGUGGACGACUGCGUGGCCACAGGUUUCCAGGAGCAGCUGAGUCAGUGUGCGGAGCUGCUGGAGAGACUGGAGAAGCUGUUCCUCAGUGGAAAACCAGCUGGAAUGGAGCUGACUCUCCACAAUGAGCCCAUAGAGAGGAUGGAAGCAAACAACUUAACCUACCAACCUAGUCUGCUGGAGUCUUCUGAGCCUUCUGCCUCUCACAUGUUGUCUGAUGAUGAAAUGUCCGAGAAGUCCUCCCUCUCACAAGAUCAGAAGCCUGACAGUGAGACUGAGAAGGUGGAAAUGGCGAUGAACCAUUUUUCUCAAGAUUUGCUAAUGGAACACAUUCAGGAAAUUCGAACUUUAAGAAAACGUUUAGAAGACUCUAUUAAAACAAAUGAGAAGCUACGGAAACAGCUAGAACGGCAAGGGUCUGAGUUCGAUCAAGGUUCUGCAAAUAUCUUUUCUUAUGGUUCAGAGCUGCACAGUUCUUUGACAUCAGAAAUACAUUUCCUGAGGAAGCAGAACCAGGAGCUCAACAUGAUGCUGGCGAAGGGGUCUCAAGAUAAACAGAAAGAGAAUGAAAAAUUGCGAGAGUCCAUCUCCAGGAAGGCUGCGAGUCUGGAGCACCUUCAGCAAGAGUAUGCCAGUGUGAAGGGGGAGAAUGAGAGGCUGCAGAAGGAAGUCAGUGAGAGGCAGAGACACAACCAGCAGCUGCUCCAGGAGGUCCACAGCGGCCGCCAGGAGCUGAGCAGGGUGCAGGAGGAGGUGAAGUUGAAACAGCAGCUGCUAUCACAGAAUGACAAGCUGCUGCAGUCCCUCCGAGUCGAGCUGAAGGUGUAUGAGAAGCUGGAUGCGGAGCACACCCGGCGACAACAAGAGGCCAGAGCAGAGGCAUUGGGAGCAGGCUGGAAGGGGCAGGAUCCUGGCAGUGACCUGCACGGCCUCCUGACAGAGAUCCAGGCUUUGCGGGCACAGCUGGAAAGGAGUAUCGAGACCAACAACACCCUGCGGAGCAAGCUGGAGGAGCAGCUGGCACAGGGGGCCAAGAAGGCCCAGGAAGGAGCCCUCGCUCUGUCUGCCCAAACCCUGUCCGUCCCCGAGCAGUCCCUUCGUCUAGACAAAUACGAUGGUGACAAAUAUUCCAUGGCAAAUGAUAAUUCGUUUGAUCUGUUUGAUUCUACCCAGCCAGUAACACCAAAUUCAGUUUCAGAAUUUCCUCCAUUCUCUGAAAAUGAUGUGGACUCCCUUUCCUGUGAUAGUAACAGCUUGGCAACCACUACCUCGUGCAUGUCCCACUUGGUCACUGGACACCGCCUAUGGGCCAGCAAGAGUGGCCACCAUGUCCUAGGCCUGUUUACGGACUAUGAUGCCCUGUGGAAGCAGAUCUGCCAGGUCCAGAGGCUCCUUGCUGAGAUGGACCCUCAAACCCAUGAGGCUCCCAGCCCAAGUCAAGAGCUGGGGACAAAGGGCCCAGACGAGGCAUUUCCGAGCAAGUUUGUCUCUGGCUUGAGCACAGCCAGGCAGAUCCUGGAAGAGGCCUCGAGGGCACUGAAGCUCCUCUGGAGAGUCUCCCUCCCAACAGAUGGCCAAUGUCCCCUCCAUUGUGGGCAGAUAAGUGAAAUGAGAGCAGAGAUCACUAAACUACAUAAAAAACUGUUUGAACAAGAGAAGAAGUUGCAAAACACCGUGAAGCUUUUGCAGCAGAGCAAACACCAGGAAAAAGUCAUCUUUGACCAGUUGGUCAUCACCCACAGAGUCCUGCGGAAGGCCAGAGGGAACCUGGAGGCCCAGGGGGGCCCACCCGGAGACAUCCAGUCCCAGCAGACCCGGCUCCUGAGGACAGUUGCCAGCCAAUAAAGCUUGUGGCCCCGGA
Molecule: messenger RNA, 6135 nt
Organism: Chinchilla lanigera (long-tailed chinchilla)
Lineage: Eukaryota; Metazoa; Chordata; Mammalia; Rodentia; Chinchillidae
Gene: Cdk5rap2
Product: CDK5 regulatory subunit associated protein 2
Exons: 38
Coding region: 153-6119 (1988 amino acids)
Biological process (GO): chromosome segregation; regulation of mitotic cell cycle spindle assembly checkpoint; positive regulation of DNA-templated transcription
Cellular component (GO): microtubule plus-end; pericentriolar material; perinuclear region of cytoplasm
Molecular function (GO): microtubule binding; transcription cis-regulatory region binding; calmodulin binding
Source: RefSeq, a predicted model, not a curated record